Molecule: messenger RNA, 579 nt
Organism: Laccaria bicolor S238N-H82
Lineage: Eukaryota; Fungi; Basidiomycota; Agaricomycetes; Agaricales; Hydnangiaceae
Exons: 5
Coding region: 1-579 (192 amino acids)
Source: RefSeq, a predicted model, not a curated record
AUGCCAAAGUCAAUGGUUGUCACAAGAAAUUCAACUCCACCUAAGCAGCCAGAAGUCCCUUCUGAUUCUUUGAUGCUCCCUGAUGAUAUUUCCACAUAUUCACCUCCAACUAUUCAGAAACCAUCAGAUUUGAUGGGUAGUAAUGAUAUUGGAGAAGAUGAGGAGGAAGAGGAAGAAGAGGAAGAGGAUGAAGAGGAAGAGGAAGAUGAUGCAGAGUUUGAUAAAUUCCUUGCAGAUGCAGAUAUCAGUCAGUUGGAAUCAGAUCCUGUCACCAUAGCAGUACAAUCUGCUCCAAGUGCCUCAAGUGCAGCUCUUGAACAACCAUCUCAUGAAAGUCCAAAAACACUUGCAAGCCGUGUUCUGGAAGACAUAUGGCAUAUAAAGAUGGAUUACACUGUUAUCGUACUGUUCGGGGGACAAAUUCUGUUGAAGGAAAUAUUCAUAUGCCACUUCGAAGAAUGUUUGGAUCACUUCAUGCUUCUCCUGAGCUCUCAGAUGCACUUCUAUGCAACAGUCGUGAUAGAAGGAAUACUACGUUUCUCAUUCAUUGUCAGUGGUUCCAAUUCACACAACUGGUGA